Messenger RNA from Harpia harpyja (harpy eagle), 1785 nucleotides. It is a transcript of the gene UBE2B, whose product is annotated as ubiquitin conjugating enzyme E2 B. NCBI's taxonomy places the organism in Eukaryota, Metazoa, Chordata, Aves, Accipitriformes, Accipitridae. The coding region runs from base 60 to 518 and encodes 152 amino acids. Gene Ontology annotation, cellular component: HULC complex. Gene Ontology annotation, biological process: proteasome-mediated ubiquitin-dependent protein catabolic process; protein polyubiquitination; DNA repair. Gene Ontology annotation, molecular function: ubiquitin conjugating enzyme activity. The record is from RefSeq and is a predicted model, not a curated record. The transcript is spliced from 6 exons.
CGGCCGCGGACUUUUUCUUUUUUUUUUUUUUUUUUUUUUAUUUCCUCCCCGCGGCGAUCAUGUCCACCCCGGCGCGGCGCAGGCUGAUGCGAGACUUCAAGAGAUUGCAAGAAGACCCUCCUGUGGGUGUCAGUGGUGCACCAUCUGAGAAUAAUAUAAUGCAAUGGAAUGCAGUUAUAUUUGGGCCAGAAGGGACACCUUUUGAAGAUGGUACUUUUAAACUAGUAAUAGAAUUUUCCGAAGAAUAUCCAAAUAAGCCUCCAACUGUUAGGUUUUUAUCAAAAAUGUUCCAUCCAAAUGUUUAUGCGGAUGGUAGCAUAUGUUUAGAUAUUCUUCAGAAUCGCUGGAGUCCAACAUACGAUGUUUCAUCUAUUUUAACUUCAAUUCAGUCUCUGCUUGAUGAACCUAAUCCAAACAGUCCAGCAAACAGUCAGGCGGCACAACUCUAUCAGGAGAACAAACGCGAAUAUGAGAAAAGAGUUUCAGCUAUUGUCGAACAAAGUUGGAAUGAUUCGUAACAGCUGCUUUGUUACUCUCCAUCCUCAUAAUCAUUAUGUACAAUUUAACUCUCAAUAGAAAGGCUACCAGAAGUUUCAAGUGCCACAGUUCUAAGAAUUUGCAUAAAAACUCAUUUGCAAAUGGAAUUAAGCCCUCCAGUUUAGGAAACUUAAAAGCUUGUGUAUCUUGAUUAACGUACUUUUUAUUGCAUGGUAUGAACUAAGUUAUUGCUACAUAAAUUUGUAAUAUAUCCUGUUUGUAUUUUUUUUCCAAGUGUAUAAUGUUGGUGUGGAGUUUUCAUGGCAGAAUAUACACAUUUUGUAAAUCUGUACUUUUUCAAAUAUUGAAUGCCUUAUUUUUGAAUUCUUUAGAUUUUUAAAUUGGAGAAGAAGCACUUAACAAAGUUUUUAUAUAUAAAUAUUUCAUGUAAAACUGUUAAAUACAUAACCUUAGUGCAAGACAUUCUGCUCUCACUCUGUAUCUCUUUCAAAGGGCUCAUUUUUAGUCCAUUUUUCCUUUUGGUACAUGCUGAUUAUACCAUGCACUUUACAAACAGAGAAGUUAAUCCAUGAUGUAACUGUCUUCACUGGACGUCUCUGCUUCUGCACCAGAGCUUAACUUGAUUCUGUGCCUCCUCAGUUGUAUGAGGAAGAGAAGUAUUGGCAGCUGCCAACUGACAAACGGGGAAACAGAUGUAACUAUUUUGCUGAAAGUCCCACUUUAAACCAGCGGCAGAGUUGCAAACAGGACCUGGAUGACCAGGCUUGAUGAUAAUGUGUUCUAAUAACUUUUAUUUUUCAGGGAGAUUGUAUUUUACCAAGUUGUAAAAUGUUGUCAUCUAAAUCUGUCCUAUAUUCACAUACUGAUACUGUAAUAUAGUUUUGAGUAUCUUCUAAUGAUUAAAGAGGUGUCCCAUUAGUUUCCCUUGGGGGUAGGGAAAAAAUUAAUCGCCAACAGAAGAAAACAUGCCUGCAGAUUUAAUGGAGCUACUCUUUAAAACUUGGCUGUGUACCACAUGGUCAGGUCUUGUGUCCAUGUCACAGAGGUUCCACAUACUCUUAGGUUGCCAGUUUUAAAGAAGUUUGGUUUUGUUCUUGUAAAUGUUGAUGUGGUAAUUUCUUACUGUAGUCUGUAAACCAGGCUGGAUGACUACAGUAAAGAAUUAGGCCUUUUUUUUUCCUCCCAGCAGCAAAACUGUAAUCCCUUUGUCAUAAUUCAAAUCAGCAUUACAUAUGUAUUAAAACCCCCAAAUCGCAUCUCAAAAUACAGCUCAGUGUUGCCUGAAAA